Molecule: messenger RNA, 354 nt
Organism: Didymodactylos carnosus
Lineage: Eukaryota; Metazoa; Rotifera; Eurotatoria; Philodinida; Philodinidae
Source: the annotation of a GenBank genome assembly
AUGCCGAUCUAUGAAAUAUUCGGUACGCCAACGCCCGCGAAGAAUAUGUCAUUUGAAAUACAUAAUUUACCUCGAUUUAUUAGAAUUGAUUAUAAAAGAAACACAUCGUUAGCCUGGUAUCAGGAUGAUAACAAUAUUAAAAAUUGUUUCUUUGGAAAAAUCACGUUGUGUCAUGUAUUACCAGUCAUAGUACGUACAAUCGAACAUCCAUGUUUACACAAUAUGUUUGCUCAUGAAGAAGAGAAGAAAAAAAGUUUAUUUAUUGAAUCGUCUAUGAAACCACCGUUCUUACGAAAUAUGCAUGAUAGUACUUGGAUGAUAUCCGUGGCAGAAGAUAUUUACUGUAUUACCUAA